AAGCAGCAACAAGGCCUGAGAGCGCGCUCGCUUCUUAUCUCGUGCGCAUGCAGGGAAACCCCGAAUCAGCCUCCGCGUGAUGGCGGUAUGAGGCAGUCCCUGCAAGCCAGCGCGUGGGAGUUCCUGCCUUCGCCAUGUCGGGGUGGUGCUGCAACGCGCUGAGGAUACCCUGAACCGUGCAGAAGUCUCCCAGCCCCCCUCCUGUCGCUCCAUCAAUCCAUCUCUCUAUCCAUCCGCCCCCUCACGGCAACAGGCAGAGUCCAGCAUCCCCACCAUCACCGUUUCCCCGGAUCUGCUGCGACACAUCUUCACCCCCUGACCGACGGUGGACGAAGGAGAGACGCACCAAGUGAUGCUGCUUCUGCAGCCGGCGAAUCCGUCCACCACCGACGUCCGUACACUCACCCGUUAGGAGUAGGCGCACUUUUCCCGUUAUCUACAGCAACUCAUGAAGAUGUCCAACGCAGACAUCAUGGGUUUAAACCCCGCAGACCGCGUAAUCAAAUCGGUUCCGUUUCCACUAAGCCACAGGUUAAGCAUGCGUGAGGUGUUUGAUUGUGAGGGGAAACCUCGCGUGGACCUGCUGAAGGCUCACCUCACUAAAGAGGGUCGCGUGGAGGAGCCUGUCGCCCUGCGUAUCAUUAAUGAAGGCGCUGCCAUACUGCGCCAAGAAAAAACAAUGUUGGACAUAGAAGCGCCUGUCACAGUUUGUGGAGACAUCCAUGGGCAGUUUUUUGACUUGAUGAAGUUAUUUGAGGUUGGCGGAUCUCCUGCGACAACCAGGUAUCUGUUCCUAGGAGACUACGUGGACCGAGGGUACUUCAGUAUUGAGUGUGUCUUGUACCUCUGGUCACUGAAAAUCCUCUACCCAAAGACUCUGUUUCUACUGCGAGGAAACCAUGAAUGUAGACAUUUGACUGAAUAUUUCACUUUUAAACAAGAAUGUAAAAUCAAAUACUCGGAGCAGGUGUACGACGCCUGUAUGGAUGCGUUUGACUGUCUGCCUCUGGCUGCACUGAUGAAUCAGCAGUUUUUGUGUGUUCAUGGUGGCCUGUCCCCAGAGAUCCACACGUUAGACGACAUCAAGAGGCUGGAUAGGUUUAAGGAACCCCCCGCGUUUGGCCCCAUGUGUGAUCUGUUGUGGUCCGAUCCGUUGGAGGACUUCGGGAACGAAAAGAGCCAAGAUUACUUUAGUCACAACAGUGUCCGUGGAUGCUCUUACUUCUACAGCUAUCCAGCAGUGUGUGAGUUUCUACAGACCAACAACUUACUGUCGGUCAUCAGGGCACAUGAAGCUCAGGACGCUGGUUACCGUAUGUACAGAAAGAGCCAGAGCACAGGAUUUCCCUCUCUCAUCACUAUCUUUUCUGCUCCAAAUUACCUGGACGUUUACAACAAUAAAGCGGCUGUGCUUAAAUAUGAAAACAACGUUAUGAACAUACGACAAUUCAACUGCUCCCCACACCCAUACUGGCUGCCGAACUUCAUGGACGUCUUUACCUGGUCUCUUCCUUUUGUUGGAGAGAAAGUGACGGAGAUGUUGGUGAAUGUUCUUAGUAUCUGUUCAGACGAUGAGCUCAUGAAUGAUGGAGAGGAGAUCUUUGAUGCUAAUGCAGCGGCUGCCCGUAAAGAAGUUAUCAGGAACAAGAUUCGGGCCAUCGGCAAAAUGGCUAAAAUGUUCUCAGUCCUGCGAGAGGAGAGCGAGAAUGUGUUAACCCUUAAAGGCCUGACUCCCACCGGCAUGCUGCCGAGCGGCGUCCUGGCUGGAGGAAAACAAACCUUGCAGAGCGCUACCAUUGAAGCCAUUGAAGCCAUCGAGCCGGUUGAGGAUGGAGAAGCCAUCCGUGGCUUUUCCCCACAGCACAAGAUCACCAGUUUCGAGGAAGCGAAGGGUCUGGACCGCAUAAACGAGCGCAUGCCGCCUCGCAGAGACGUGGUCAACAGCGUGGGUCUCUCAAUGGGCAAGAUGAACAUGGCCGAAUCCAACGGCACGGAUGACAACAGCAAUAUCCAGUGAUUCAUCGUUUCCUCCACCACUCUCUUCCUCGCUCGUCCCCGCUCCUUCUCCCAUAAUGCAAUUCUCCUCUCUUUCUUAAUAUUCACUGCUACCGUCUUGUGUAGCAGAUGGAUUAUGUGAUAUAUUUAGACAGAACUCCCUGCUUGACGCUCAGUGGCCUCAACAACAGAGACGGACGGCUCGAGGGGAUCGUGUGCGGUUGCAGUGUGAGAGUUGCAUGAUGGGAUGUGUAGUUUUACGAAUAAGGGACUGUGGACAUUGGAAAAGAGGGCUGUUUUGUCUGAAGAAAUGUUUAUUUUUGCGUGUUUGCACUUAUGAGUGUAUGUCUGUGCGUGUGUGCGGGCACCAUGUGUUAUAUAAUGAUAUAAUAUGUAGGUUUUCACACAAAUGCUGUUUUCUUCCUUGCUCCGCAGUGGAACCUAAACACAAGCAUAUUGCUCUAUUUAAUGUAAAUCUGAGGAGCGUAUGUUUUCAUUCUUGUGUGCGUGCGUGCGAGUAGCUUAUAACCAUUUACUUUUACGAUUCUCUCGCAGUUCUAUAUGUUUUGCGACAAGUAAUCACUAUAUAUAUAGCCUAUGGAAAGUAAUAUUAAACAACUUUAUUAAUGCAGGUUAUUAAUACGAAUAAUCCAAGAGUAAAGAUUUAUUCAUUCCUUGUAAUGCCCCUUUUUGGUUUUCUGCGGUUUGUAAAUGCGCUGUCGUCACGUCACGUCGUGCCGCGGUUGCUAUGGCAGUACUCCACGUGUCCUCCGGAGUCUGACACCUCCUCGCCUCCUUUUCAUCGACACUCCAGAGCAAAGCAGCGGGAAUAUUCAAUCUGCUAUGUAUGAGAAACAGGUACUGUGUUGGGCCAUCGCAAGACUUCGGACAGGUCCUCGUGACGGCAGGUGGUUUCAAUGAGGUCCUGCACCGGGCUGAACGGAUUUCCUGCUACGCAUAAUUCAUGGGAGUUUAUUUUGUAUAUAAAUGGCGUAUAUUUUUAAGGAAGGUUAAUGUUUUGUUAUUGCUUAUUUUCAUGUUUUUUUUUUUAUUGUUUUUCAACUUAUUUAUUUAUUUAUUUAUUUUCAUUGCUGUACAGUUAAUUCGGCUGAAAUGAGGUGUUAUACCUUGUGCUUUUCUGUUUCUUUAUCGUUGUACAGAAGUUAUCUCGUAGUGUGAAGGAACGUAUCGUGUGAAAAGACAUCUGGGCUGCCAAAGCAUGAGUGCAUGGUUAUUUCAAAUGUAAAUCCAAUAUGGACACACCUUAUCGUGUCUGACAUUUUUAAGGACAAGUAUAUUCUGAUCAUUAUUCUAUACGAUAUGGUUAAUUAUUAUGAUUAAGAGUUCUGCUGGUUUAAUCCACUUUGCUUCAUCCUCGUUUCGGUUUCUCAUUGUGAAGAAGUUAUGGGUUCUUUGUGGUUCUAUAUCUUGUAUUUUUCUCUGGAGCUUCAUUUUGAUCAUCAUUAUUUUCUGGUCUACGGUAUGGACAGUGUGAGCAUGCCCUAUGGGACUAAUCUCUUUUUUUACUCUUGAAUAAAAUAUGCAUGAACCUUU
Misgurnus anguillicaudatus (oriental weatherfish) is the source of this 3549-nucleotide messenger RNA. It is a transcript of the gene ppp3cb, whose product is annotated as protein phosphatase 3, catalytic subunit, beta isozyme. The record is from RefSeq and is a predicted model, not a curated record. Gene Ontology annotation, biological process: calcineurin-mediated signaling. NCBI's taxonomy places the organism in Eukaryota, Metazoa, Chordata, Actinopteri, Cypriniformes, Cobitidae. Gene Ontology annotation, molecular function: calmodulin-dependent protein phosphatase activity.